UCUCACUAGAAUAUUCAUUCUCUCUCUCUCCAAAAAUGAAGCUAUCUAACCGUGUUCUUUCAGCUCUUCUCUUGAUCUCUUUUAUCCUUAUUGCUGCCACUACAGAGAUGGGUUUGGCGGAUAAAAUAUGCAAGACACGCAGCGACCGUUUCUCAGGUGUGUGCUUGAGCAAUAACAAUUGUGCCAUCAUCUGCCAACUAAUCGAGCAAUUUGAAGGUGGUCAAUGCGAAUUCGACGGAGCCUUCCGUAGUUGUUUAUGCACCAAAGCCUGUUAAAUAACAACAUAAUAUUAUCAAG
Messenger RNA from Camelina sativa (false flax), 297 nucleotides. RefSeq names its product defensin-like protein 8. The record is from RefSeq and is a predicted model, not a curated record. NCBI's taxonomy places the organism in Eukaryota, Viridiplantae, Streptophyta, Magnoliopsida, Brassicales, Brassicaceae. Gene Ontology annotation, biological process: defense response.